Messenger RNA from Mitosporidium daphniae, 588 nucleotides. RefSeq lists its product as uncharacterized. The record is from RefSeq and is a predicted model, not a curated record. The transcript has 2 exons. The coding region runs from base 1 to 588 and encodes 195 amino acids. Lineage: Eukaryota; Fungi; Microsporidia.
AUGUCAAUUUCUAGUUUGCAUAGGCGCUCCCUUGGGCGUUUUUCGUCGAAAGCGCUUUUCCAAAUCUCAUUAAUAAUUCAAAGGUCUCCAAUCAUCCAAAUAGAAAAAACAGCAUUUGAAAAGGCUUAUCAAAAAUACUUUUACGAAGUAGAAAAAGAACUCUCUCGUGGUCCCUUUAAACUUUCGCUGGGACUGCUUUCCGAGGCAGAUUCGAAGACUGCCUCCACACUCCAAUCGAAUGAGCCUGGCCAGCUUUCUUUGGAAGAUGCUGAUAAUGCUGCCACGAGCUUGAUCGAGCAAGCAAACUCGCUCCCCAUAACGGACCCCAAUAGAAAUCCAAGCGAGAAGCUUUUUUUGGUUAUUAAAAGGCCCCUUUUCGAGUUUUGGGAAUUCCCUACAAUUGAAUAUGUUGAUGGUUCAUUUGAAACUCCCUUGCACAAGACCCUUUUUAGCGGUGCAGAGCCAAAUUUUUAUGUGCCUGGCAAUGCUCCAUUUGAUUUCCAACAGACCGCCAAUAAGGUAUUUCGAAUUCCUUUAUUUAGACGUUCUACUUUCGAAUUGAAACUCUGCUGCCAUUUCCUCCCAUAA